CUCGAGGCAGCUUCCGCUCCAGGCUUCCGCGUGGCAGGCAGAGUGCUGAGCCCAUUCCACCCAGUGUAGACAUCACAAGCUUCCCGCGAUGCCCGCCCCAACGUGCUCCUCCUGCCACGCGGCCCGCGCUGCCCUCCGCCGCCCGCGCUCGGGGCAGGCUCUGUGCGGCUCCUGCUUCUGUGCGGCCUUUGAGGCCGAGGUGCUGCACACGGUGCUCGCAGGGCGCCUGCUGCCCCCUGGUGCCGUGGUGGCCGUGGGCGCCUCGGGCGGCAAGGACUCCACGGUACUGGCGCAUGUGCUGCGCGAGCUCACGCCGCGCCUGGGCAUCACGCUGCACCUGGUGGCGGUGGACGAAGGCAUCGGCGGCUACCGAGACGCAGCGCUGGAGGCCGUGAGCAGCCAGGCAGCGCGCUGGGAGCUGCCGCUCACCGUUGUGGCCUAUGCAGACCUGUUCGGGGGCUGGACAAUGGACGCCGUGGCCCGCAGCACGGCCGGCUCUGGCCGGAGCCGGUCCUGCUGCACCUUCUGCGGGGUGCUACGGAGGAGGGCGCUGGAGGAGGGCGCUCGCCUAGUGGGAGCUACACACAUCGUGACAGGUCACAAUGCCGAUGAUAUGGCGGAGACAGUGCUCAUGAACUUCCUGCGUGGUGAUGCGGGGCGGCUGGCACGGGGCGGAGUGCUGGGCUCUGGGGGCGAGGGGUGCGCGCUCCCGCGGUGCCGGCCACUGCAGUUCGCUUCGCAGAAGGAGGUGGUGCUGUACGCGCACUUCCGCCGUCUGCGCUACUUCUCCGAGGAGUGCGUGUACGCGCCCGAGGCCUUCCGUGGCCAUGCUCGCGACCUGCUCAAGCAGCUGGAGGCAGCGCGGCCAUCCACAGUGCUGGACCUUGUGCACUCGGCAGAGCGCCUAGCUCUUGCCCCGGCGGCUCGGCCGCCUCCUCCAGGCACCUGCUCCCGCUGCGGGGCGCUGGCCAGUCACACACUCUGCCAGGCCUGCGCGCUCCUGGAUGGCCUCAACCGAGGCCUGCCACGCCUGGCCAUCGGCAAGGGCCGCCGCGUGCUGCAAGCCCAGCCACCACUGCCCGGGAGCCGAAGCCAGGCCACCAGUGACGCUGUGGCCCCACCGGGACCCUGCACCUGUGAGCAAUCCAGAGAUGGAGCCACCCUGUGCCGGAAUGGAGGGGGCCAGGCAGGAGCCACCUGUGUCCUGCAGAGUGACCUGAGCCCCACUGAGUGACCUAAGCCCUGCACUCUACAUUGCCCUGUGCCCUUGGGAAGUGACUGUACCCUGUAGUGCCCUGUGCCUGUGAAGCGAUCUGUGCACUGUGAAGUGACUGCCCUGCAGUGUCCUGCCCUUCUAGAGCUACCUGUGUCUUAUGGGAGGACCGUGCCCUGUGCAGCAACCUUGGAGAAGCUGAGGAAGCCCCAGGCUGCGCACUUCUGUGGGCUCAGGGAAGCCCCGGCUCUCACUUUGUCUGCCCAAGUCAGGUAAACAAAGUGAAACGAGCAGUGGAAACAUACUCACAAUCAUCACUGUGCCCCUUUCAUCGAGGUAAAACACAGCUCUUGCUCUAAGGGAAUCAGAGAAAGCUGAUUCUGAACCAGAGGAGAGUUUCCAUGGCUGGGUGCAUGGAUUCAGGUCGCCCCGGAACACUGCUGUGGAAGCAGCUACACAAGCAUUUACAGCCCUGGAUCAAUAUCAAGCCAAUAUUUGGCCAAAUACUCUGGUGUAGGCAGGUUACAGCAAGGCUUGGGAAACCCCUGCUGUGGGUCUCAGCUGCUGUCUGGUGCAUUCUUAGCCUGGGAGUCCUUGGAAGACAGUGGUCUGCUUAGUUGAUUCAUUCCAAACCAAGUUUGCAUGGUUUUCAUAUGACUGUUGGGUCAGUGUCCUGGUUGGUUCUUUUUGCUUUUAUUUUGCCAACUUGACCCAGGCUGGGAUCAUCUGACAAAAUGCCUCCAUAAGAUCGGCCUAUAGGCAAACCCAUAGGGCAUUUUCUUGAUUGAUGAUUGAUCUGGAAGGCCCCAGCCCGCUGUGAGUGGUGCAGUCCUUAGGCAGGUGAUUCUGGGUACUAUAAGAAAGCAGGCUGAGCAAGCCAGUAAGCAGUGUGUUCCUCCGUGGCCUCUGCCUCAGUUCCUGCUCUGACUUCCCUCGGUAAUGGAGUGUGAGCUGAGAGACGAGAGAAAUAAAGCCUUUCCUCCCUAAGAUGCUUUUGGUCAUGAUGUUUUACCGCAGCAAUGGAAA
Molecule: messenger RNA, 2239 nt
Organism: Onychomys torridus (southern grasshopper mouse)
Lineage: Eukaryota; Metazoa; Chordata; Mammalia; Rodentia; Cricetidae
Gene: Ctu1
Product: cytosolic thiouridylase subunit 1
Exons: 3
Coding region: 89-1234 (381 amino acids)
Biological process (GO): tRNA wobble position uridine thiolation
Cellular component (GO): mitochondrion; cytosolic tRNA wobble base thiouridylase complex
Molecular function (GO): tRNA binding
Source: RefSeq, a predicted model, not a curated record